GAUGAAUCAAAUUUUCAUCUUCUUGUUUCUUACAAUCUUCAAUAGUUUAAACUAUGUAUCUGCUCAGCCACCUGCUCCUCCGUUCAGAAACGGCGACCUAGUCACAAACUUCGAGCCAAGUUUAGCCGUCGUCACCGGCGUUCUCGCAAUCAUGUUCUCACUAACUUUCGUCCUCCUCCUCUACGCUAAGUGCUGCCACAUCGAUCUCCGGUCAGGAACCGGCGACGGAAGACGUCAAGAUCGACGAAUAUUCUUUAACCGGUCAAGCAACUCCUCGGACCGGUUCUCCGGUUUAGACAAAACCGCUAUAGAGUCACUUCCUCUGUUUAAGUUCUCUGCUUUGAAAGGAUCAAAGCAAGGGCUUGAGUGUUCCGUCUGUCUAUCUAAAUUCGAAAGCGUCGAGAUUCUUAGAUUGUUGCCUAAAUGUCGUCACGCUUUCCACGUGGGAUGCAUAGAUACGUGGCUUGAGCAGCACGCAACGUGUCCUCUCUGCAGAGCUAGAGUCUCAGUGGAAGAAGGAUCCUCUGUUUAUGGAAACAGCUUCAGGUUUUUGAAUCAGUCUGAGGUAAGAGAAGAUUCGAGCUUGGAGCUUUACAUCGAGAGAGAGGAAGAAGAGGAGAGGAGACAGAGAGAGGAAGUUGGUGGGUCGUCUAGGUUUAGCAUCGGAGGGAGUUUCAGGAAGAUUUUGAAAUUAGGUCAAAAAGAGAAACCGUUGCUUGAUCAGCACGGUGAAGAUAAAGACGAGAAGAAGCUGAUGCAUAAGUUCAAUCAUAGGAUCCUUGUGUCGGACGUUGUGUUCAAGAAUCGUUGGAGUAACGUGAGUUCGUCUGAUUUGAUGUUUUUGAACUCGGAGAUGGUUAGUUCGGUUUCCAGCGAGAGAUUCUCGUCGAUGGAUAGAGUGAAAAGUGGUAACUUGCGGAACAAGGAAGAGAAGGGAAUGUUGGAGAACAGAGACUUUGGUUCGAAGUCAAGAAGCGUUAUGAUCGAACCAGGAAGAAGAUCGGUUUCUGACAUCACUGCGGUUCCUAGGGUAAGUAUCACGGUCCAUGGAGAAUGUAGCGGUUCAAACGCGGCGACUGCGUCUGUGUUAGAAAACGGUGGAAACGAGACGGAAGAGAGAAGACGGCGUUUGUGGCUGCCUAUCGCUAGAAGAACCGCUCAAUGGUUUGCUAACAGAGAAAAAAGAAAUCAAAUUAAUACAACACACCAACACUUCGAUGUUUAGUUUCUUUGCAAUUUUUUAUAUAUUUUUUUUUUACAAAUAUUUAGUUUUGAUAUAUGUUCUUAACAAAACAAAAGACUACACUUGUUAGUUAGAUCAAAAGAAGAUUGUUUGUGUAAAUAAGAUGGAUUAAUAAAUUGAAUUA
This is a messenger RNA of Eruca vesicaria subsp. sativa (arugula), 1367 nucleotides long. The record is from the annotation of a GenBank genome assembly. Lineage: Eukaryota; Viridiplantae; Streptophyta; Magnoliopsida; Brassicales; Brassicaceae.